CCAGCUCCUUCACACGGUACUUCCCAAGCUCCAAGUGGAACCACCACUCAAGCUCCAGCUGGUUCUUCAACCACUUUACAAACUUCAGCUACUGUCCCAGGUUCAAGUUCUGGUCCAGCUUCUGUUGAAAUUCAAAGUUCAAAUGGUGCUGGCUCUUUACAAAAAGCUAUUGGUGGUUCAAUCGCUGGUUUGAUUGCUGCUGUUGCUUAUCUAUUCUAA
This is a messenger RNA of Hansenula anomala, 219 nucleotides long. RefSeq lists its product as uncharacterized. The record is from RefSeq and is a predicted model, not a curated record. The annotation marks the transcript as partial. NCBI's taxonomy places the organism in Eukaryota, Fungi, Ascomycota, Saccharomycetes, Phaffomycetales, Wickerhamomycetaceae. The transcript has a single exon.